AUGAGUACCAGCAAGGCUGAGAAGAUGCUGAUGGAGCUGCUCGAGCUGUUCCACCGAUACGCUGGUGAUGCAGACAAGCUGGACCAGCCCAAGCUGGAGAAGGUCAUGAAGGAGAACUUCCCCACCUUCCUCUCGGCCUGUGAGAAAAAGAACCCCGAGUUCCUGAAGGAGCUCUUCAAGAAGGAAGACAAGAACAAGGACGACAAUAUCGGCUUCCCUGAGUUCCUGUCCUGCCUGUCUGCAGUGGCCAUUGACCUCCACAAUCAGUCACAUGGCCAGAAGCCCUGCUCCGAGGCGCAGAGCUGA
Sorex araneus (European shrew) is the source of this 306-nucleotide messenger RNA. It is a transcript of the gene S100A7, whose product is annotated as S100 calcium binding protein A7. Gene Ontology annotation, molecular function: calcium ion binding. The record is from RefSeq and is a predicted model, not a curated record. Gene Ontology annotation, cellular component: cytoplasm. The coding region runs from base 1 to 306 and encodes 101 amino acids. The transcript has 2 exons. Lineage: Eukaryota; Metazoa; Chordata; Mammalia; Eulipotyphla; Soricidae.